This is a messenger RNA of Cercospora beticola, 2140 nucleotides long. RefSeq names its product Rox3p (gene ROX3). NCBI's taxonomy places the organism in Eukaryota, Fungi, Ascomycota, Dothideomycetes, Mycosphaerellales, Mycosphaerellaceae. Gene Ontology annotation, molecular function: transcription coregulator activity. The record is from RefSeq and is a predicted model, not a curated record. Gene Ontology annotation, biological process: regulation of transcription by RNA polymerase II. Gene Ontology annotation, cellular component: core mediator complex; mediator complex.
CACCGCCCCCAUCACCACUGGAUCCCCCGCCCAGCGCCGACACUCCCUGGACCUGGAAAGCCGUUGGUCUCGAUCUUCCGAUGCUCGCCUGGCGCCGCGCAUACUGAUCCCGCCCGUUUCGGCGAGCCGACGUUCGUCUUCUGGGCCGGUCGUGCACGCUCUUCAACCAUUCUUAGGCGGGCAUCCCCUACGGCCACGACGCUGACCUCGCCGCCAUCCUCGAUUGCUGGAGUGCGCUCUGCUUCAAUGUCCGCCCACGACGGCGAGCGAUCACCGAAACGGCAGAGACUCGACUCCUACUCGCCCGCCAGCCCACGGCCGACCGCAGAGCCGACAAAGACCUUUGUGCCCAACUACUCCACCCCUCCACCCAGCGUCCGUAUGUCACCUUCAUGGACCGCGCAAUCGCAGACGAGUCAGCAGCUGCAACACCAGCCUGGAGGUAGCAAUUUCCCGUCUCCACCGAGCACCGCCGGCUUUCAGAACCGAAUGGCGAACCGCGACAGCGAGCACGGUGGCAGUGGACACCAUACUCCGGCCUCGCAAGACGAUGGCGACAUAAGGAAGGACGGAGACGGUGAUUCGGAGAUGACAGACCGACGAGAGAAUCCUGGGGACGGGCACAGAAGGAGCGAUCACGAGCGACAAAGAGGUGAGGGUCAUGAUGCGGCGACAUCGUCUUCGAAUGCUGUGCCGCAGCUAUACAGAAUCCGCACAAGUCCGAUCGUACCUUCACGGCCGCAUGCGAGUCAGAACCUUCUGGCGCUGUACGAUCUAUCAGCAAUACAAAAACGAGUUGCUCGAGUAGAUGAUGCGGGCAACAAGAUCAAGCUCAGGAAGUCUUAUGCGAGCAAGGUCAAAAAUCUAGGGCUUGAAGGCCUGAACAAGGCCGCACCGAACCAAGGCGAGCUGCGAGGCCUUGUGGAUCCGGAUUGGAAUUUUGAGACUGCGCCUGGGCAGACGUUGUGGGAUCAGACCUGGCAGGAGUUGAAAUUAGGUGAUUCUGCCGCGGAAAAUGAGCUUCUUGGGAAACUAGAUUCGGCACUUCAAUUCCAACCGGGACGCUUACCAAGGAACGAACAUGAAGCGUGGAAGAAGACUUUAGGCUUGGACGAAUCCACCUUGGCGGCGAAAAGUCUCGCUGCAUCCAAGGACGCAAAGCGACCUGUUCCUAACGCGCAUCUAGCCAAGACUGCACCGGCCACCGCCAUGAGGUCCUCUGCGCCAUCGUCGCCCCGGAAUGGUCAGCGACUCGAUCGAGCCGGAAAGAAGCGUAGCUACGGUGACAGCAGUUUUGAAGGGUAUGGUGAGGGUUACGAAGACGAUACAGAUCUCGACGACAAUGGGAGGCGGAGGGAUUCCUCUAAACGCCAGAAGCGCAAGGAGUUCCCUUCGAAUGCGAAUUCCCCCGCCUUCUCGAGUGGUGGCGGCUCAAGUAUGGUGGGCGUUCGCAGCUCAUGAGUGCUGCAAACCCGAUUAUGGAUCAAUCAAGUCUGAUAUUCUGACUAUGGUCACUGGUCUACUGGUCCUGCUUCCCGUUUUGAUGGAAUCGACCUCUGGUCUAGCACGUCUUCACUGCCCGGUUCUCGGGCGACCCGUACACACAAAGACCCAACCCACAGAGGAGUGGACGCGACUUUUCCACGCCCGGAUCUCAAUAUCCCGCCGUUUGGAAUGCUUACACACCGAUGUGCAAACCUAAUCACAUAUCCGCAAACAACCCAUGCUUUUCCAACUUCUUUUCGCGACGAUCGGAGGCAAGACAUCCUCUUUCGACUUUACGUGGCAUACGACAAUCUCGUAUGCACGAACGAAGACUGUUAUACAGCUCGGGCCACGCGCGCAAGCAAUGUGCAUAUACAACCGAGGAAACACAAACACACACAGUCCGUUGAUACAGACUGGACUUUGAGACUGACUUUUUUGAUUUUACGAGGAUGAUUGCAAAGAAGUGAAGAAAGACACGGAAGGUCACGAAAGUGCGGAGAAGCUUCUUGUAGUUUCAUGGGCGCUGCUUUGUGGUUUCUGCUUUUGCUUUUACUCGGCGCACGAAAUACCCCCCAGGUAUAAAUCCUACUGGGAACUUUUGGUUGUUUGUUUUUGGAAAGCAGAAAGGGGUAUACAGCGGGGAUCGCGAACG